Sungouiella intermedia is the source of this 1830-nucleotide messenger RNA. Lineage: Eukaryota; Fungi; Ascomycota; Pichiomycetes; Serinales; Metschnikowiaceae. The record is from the annotation of a GenBank genome assembly.
AUGUCUAUUUCAUCUUCGAAGGCUAAAAGAGAACAGAAGCGUGCUGAGAGAGAGGCUGCUAAGGCUGCCUCCGGCAAGACUACUAAGAAGACCAAGAAGCAGGCCGCAAAGGAUGCUGAAGAGGUGAUUGAAGAAGAUGCCUCUGCCACUAUUGCAAAAUUGAAGUUGCAAACUGACGAGCAUGGAUUGUCCGACAGAGUGGUCACCGGUGUUUUGGACUCCUUGGAGACUUCCAGAGAUUUGAAGAUUUCGUCCUUGUCUUUGUUGUUCCACGGUAAAGUGUUGAUCCAGGACUCCACCUUGGAAUUGAACUUUGGUAGAAGAUACGGUUUGUUGGGAGAGAACGGAUGUGGAAAGUCCACUUUUUUGAAGUCGUUGGCUGCCAGAGAGUAUCCUGUGCCAGAACAGAUUGAUGUGUACUUGUUGAACGAGCCUGCUGAGCCAUCUGAGUUCUCUGCUUUAGAGUACGUCGUCAGAGAGGCCGAAGCUGCAUUGAAGCUGUUGGAGGACCAAGUCGAGGACAUCAUUGUCAAAGACGGCCCAGAAAACCCAGCCUUGGAAGGUUUAUAUGAGAGAAUCGACUCCAUGGAUCCAUCCACUUUCGAAUCCAGAGCUGCCGUGAUCUUGACUGGUUUGGGUUUCAACUCCGUCACCAUCAACAAAAAGACCAAGGACAUGUCUGGUGGAUGGAAGAUGCGUGUUGCUUUGGCCAAGGCUUUGUUCGUCAAGCCAACCUUGUUGCUUUUGGACGACCCUACCGCCCACUUGGAUUUGGCUGCCUGUGUGUGGUUGGAAGAAUACUUGAAGAGAUGGGAUAGAACCUUAGUGUUGGUUUCUCACUCCCAGGAUUUCUUGAACAGUGUCUGUACCAAUAUGAUUGAUAUGCGCAUGAAGUUGCUCCUCCAGUACGGUGGUAACUACGACUCCUACCUUAAGACCAGACAGGAACAGGAGACCAACCAGAUGAAGCAGUACAACAAGCAACAGGAAGAAAUUGCUCACAUCAAGAAGUUCAUUGCUUCCGCCGGUACCUACGCCAACUUGGUCAAGCAGGCCAAGUCCAGACAAAAGAUUUUGGAUAAGAUGGAGGCUGACGGAUUGAUCCAGCCAGUUGUUCACGAGAAGGUGUUCUCCUUUAAAUUCCCAGAAGUGGAGAAGUUGCCUCCUCCAGUGUUGGCUUUCGACGAUAUGUCCUUCUCAUACUCUGGCAAGGAAGAAGACAACUUGUACGAACACUUGGACAUUGGUAUUGACAUGGACUCGCGUGUGGCCUUGGUUGGUCCUAACGGUGUGGGUAAGUCUACCUUGUUGAACUUGUUCCAGGGUAAAUUGACCCCACAGAAGGGUAGAGUCAUCCAGCACACCCACAUCAAGUUGGGAGUCUACUCCCAGCACUCGCAAGACCAGUUGGACUUGACCAAGACGCCUUUGGAGUUUGUCAGAGACAGAUUCCCAGAGAUCUCCCAGGAUUUCCAAUACUGGAGACAGCAGUUGGGUCGUUUUGGUUUGACUGGUGAGGGACAAACUUCUCAGAUGGCUACAUUGUCCGAGGGUCAGAGAUCCAGAGUUGUGUUUGCCCUUUUGGCUAUUGAGGCUCCAAACUUGAUCUUGUUGGAUGAGCCUACUAACGGUUUGGAUUUGUCCACCAUUGACUCUCUUGCCGAGGCCAUCAACGAUUUUAACGGUGGUGUGGUUGUUGUGUCGCACGACUUCAGAUUGUUGGACAAGAUUGCCAAGGACAUUUUCGUCAUUGAGAACAAGACUGCCACCAGAUGGAAUGGUUCUAUCUUGGACUACAAGAAGAGAUUGGCUGCGGAUGUUGUGCUCUAA